Hemisphaericaspora subhashii is the source of this 590-nucleotide messenger RNA. Its product is annotated as PUT4. The annotation marks the transcript as partial. Lineage: Eukaryota; Fungi; Ascomycota; Pichiomycetes; Serinales; Debaryomycetaceae. Gene Ontology annotation, molecular function: amino acid transmembrane transporter activity. The record is from RefSeq and is a predicted model, not a curated record. Gene Ontology annotation, biological process: amino acid transmembrane transport. The transcript has a single exon. Gene Ontology annotation, cellular component: membrane.
AUGAGUGGACAAAGCGAAGUAAAGGGUUUAUCUAACGUUGAUAUCGAAAAACAAGGAUCAAGCUCAGAACCAUCUAUUCAACAAGCAACAGAGACUCCUGUUGAAAACAGUAAUAUCAUUUCCACUGGGUUUGCAGAUUUUCACGAUAAAUUGGAUCCAGACAAAUACGGUCAAAUUCAAAGAAAGCUUAAUGGACGUCAUGUUAACUUAAUGAUUAUUGGUCAAUCGAUUGGUUCUGGUCUUUUCAUUGGAUUAUCGGGUCCCUUAAUGUCACUGGGAUCAUUAUCUUUAUUCCUUGGAUUUUUGACUUAUGCUUGUAUCAAUAUCUAUCCCCUUAUGCAAGGUGUUGGUGAGAUGUGUAGUUAUUUGCCGAUUAAAGGGACAUUCUUGCAUUAUACUGCUCGUUGGGUAGAUCCAGCCCUUGGGUUUGCAUGUACGUUGAUUUAUUUAUAUACCACCUUGAUGUUUGUUUGUUUGGAAGCUGUAGCGGUAGCCGCAUUGGCUAGUUUUUGGACUGAUGCCAAUCCCGCGUAUUUUAUCACUGCCUCAAUUGCUUUAUAUUUCUUCGUGAACGUCUUCGGGGUCAAUUG